GCGGCGCCUCCGGCGAGCCCCUCCCGCUCGCCGGGGCACAGGCGCUCGCCGCCGCGCGCUGGGUGGGAGGGCUUCCGAGUUCAGCAGGGCGGCUUCCGGAAGGCGGAGCUCCAACCCCAUUUCCUUUCUCUGGGCCUGAGCUGGUUCUGGCCCUGCUGCACCUGCCUGUGGUCCUGGCUUCCCGGCUUCCUGCGGCAGCGGCAUGGGCGGCGCGCGGGACGUGGGCUGGGUGGCGGCGGGGCUGGUCCUCGGCGCCGGCGCCUGCUACUGCAUCUACCGGCUGACUCAGGGCCCGCGGCGAGGCGGGCGCCGGCUGCGCCCCUCGCGGUCCGCAGAAGACUUAACCGAUCGUUCCUAUGAUGAGAUCUUAAAUGCUGAACAACUUGAAAAACUUCUAUACCUGCUGGAGUCAACCAAUGAUCCUAUAAUUGUUGAAAAAGCCUUGGUCACUCUGGGUAAUAAUGCAGCCUUCUCAGCUAAUCAAGCCAUUAUUCGUGAGUUGGGUGGUAUCCCAAUUGUUGGAAACAAAAUCAACUCUCUGAACCACAGUAUUAAAGAGAAAGCUUUAAAUGCACUAAAUAACCUGAGUGUGAAUGUUGAAAAUCAAAUCAAGAUAAAGGUGUAUGUCCAGCGAGUCUGUGAGGAUGUCUUUGCGGAUCCCUUGAACUCCGCUGUGCAGCUGGCUGGACUGAGGCUGCUCACAAACAUGACCGUCACCAAUGACUACCAGCACCUGCUCAGCAGCUACAUCGCAGGCCUGCUCCACCUGUUACUUAUCGGAAAUGGAAGCACCAAGGUUCAGGUUUUGAAGCUGCUUUUGAACUUGUCGGAGAAUCCAGCCAUGACAGAAGGACUACUGAGUGCCCAAGUGGAUUCUUCAUUUCUUUCCCUUUAUGAUGGCCAAAUAGCAAAUGAGAUUCUUCUUCGGGCGCUUACACUGUUUCAGAAUAUAAACAAUUGCCUCAGAGUAGAAGGCUGCCUAGCUAGUCAGCCUCCCUUUGCUAAGGGGUCAUUGUUCUCCCUGUUGUAUGGAGAAGACUGUGCCCAGAAAAUGAGAGCUCUGGUUUAUCACCAUGAUGUGGAUGUCAAAGAGAAGGUUUUAGCAAUAAUGCCAAAAUUCUGAUGGGUUGCUCCUACUUUUUCUAAGAGUAAUGCAAUCAAGUCAGCACACAGGAACUUAUUUUCUACCUUCCUUUAAAAGGAUUGUUUCAGCUGAUGGAGUUAAACAAUAAAAGUCGCAUUUUGUUUUUAACACA
Messenger RNA from Peromyscus leucopus (white-footed mouse), 1256 nucleotides. RefSeq names its product armadillo repeat containing 10 (gene Armc10). The transcript is spliced from 6 exons. The record is from RefSeq and is a predicted model, not a curated record. Gene Ontology annotation, biological process: negative regulation of intrinsic apoptotic signaling pathway by p53 class mediator. NCBI's taxonomy places the organism in Eukaryota, Metazoa, Chordata, Mammalia, Rodentia, Cricetidae. The coding region runs from base 203 to 1123 and encodes 306 amino acids. Gene Ontology annotation, cellular component: mitochondrion.